CCGCGUCCAAAUGGUGUGCCCAUCAAUUCCACAGGCGCUGGGGCAGAUCCCGCCUCUAAUGUCACUCUUCGUGCCUUGGUCUCCACCAAAGAAGCCGGUGUUAUCAUCGGCAAGGGCGGAAAGACUGUUGCCGAGAUCAGGGAACAGACCGGCACUAAGGCUGGGGUCUCGAAAGCUGUUCAAGGCGUGCAUGAUCGAAUCUUCAGUGUCAGUGGUGGCUUGGAAGGUGUUAGCAAAGCCUAUGCUAUCGUAGCCGAAGCUAUCCUACAGAAUCCCCUAGCCGCAACCGAUCCCGCCCUCACCGUCCCACCACCCACCGCUACCACCACUAUCAUCCGAGUCCUGGUCUCUCAUAACCUCAUGGGCUCGAUCAUCGGUCGACAGGGGUCGAAAAUUAAAGAAAUCCAGGACACAUCAGGUGUCAGGAUGGUUGCCUCCAAGGAAAUGCUUCCCCAGUCCACCGAGCGAGUCGUCGAGGUCCAAGGCGCCCCUGAUGCUAUCCGCGUGGCCAUUCAUGAGAUCGGUAAAUGUCUGAUGGACGAUUGGGAACGCGCUCAUGGUACUGUCCUCUACCAACCUGGCGCCCUUGGUGCCGAAGGUCCCUCGGCCGCCUAUCCAGGCGGUGUCCUCGCCGGUGGCUUUGGUGGCGCAAACCAGGGCUUCAGUAACGGCCGUCGUAGCAGUGCCCCUCUGGGUAAUGCUAACGGAAACCCUUUGUCUGGGGGUGCUCGUCGGGCCUCGAACUACAAUUCCACCAAUAUAGAAAACCCGCCCCACCGCUCCAGAGAAGGCUCACUUGGCGCCAGUUUACCCCCAGCUUCAACCGAUCAAGUCUUACGUACCCAAAACAUCUCCAUUCCAUCUGACAUGGUCGGGUGCAUUAUCGGUAAAGGUGGUGCCAAGAUCAAUGAAAUCCGGCGACUGUCGGGCUCUAAAAUCAGUAUUGCCAAGACACCUCACGAUGAAUCUGGAGAACGCAUGUUUACUAUCAUCGGCUCACCCGAAGCCAACGAGAAGGCCUUGUUCCUCCUAUACAACCAACUCGAGAGCGAGAAGGAGAGGCGCGUGAACACUGUGCAAGAAGAAGAGGCUCAAUGA
Messenger RNA from Puccinia graminis f. sp. tritici CRL 75-36-700-3, 1098 nucleotides. RefSeq lists its product as uncharacterized. Gene Ontology annotation, molecular function: mRNA 3'-UTR AU-rich region binding. Gene Ontology annotation, cellular component: nucleus; cytoplasm. Gene Ontology annotation, biological process: 3'-UTR-mediated mRNA stabilization. The annotation marks the transcript as partial. The transcript has 5 exons. Lineage: Eukaryota; Fungi; Basidiomycota; Pucciniomycetes; Pucciniales; Pucciniaceae. The record is from RefSeq and is a predicted model, not a curated record.